GUUGCUAUGCACACGGAUAUCACUAUUACUAUUAAAACCAAGAAGACUACCAGUACAGUACAGUAACUGCAGUACAUAGCUAUUACAGUGUCUGCAACUCUACAACUAUCACCUCCACUUGUAGUAUAAUAAUGACAGUAUUCAAGAGGCUGCUCAGGACUUUGCUGAAUACUACUCUUGCAAGAGGCAAGCGAAGACUACCCAAGGUGUUUGCAGCGCUGUGUCUGCUGGGCCUGGUGUACAUGCUAAGAGAGCCAGUCGUGUGUGUGUUCAGUUCCUCCUCCUGUCAGUCAGAGCCUCACUAUGAAACCAGGGAAAGUGUUAAAAACGACCCUUCUUCCAAAAGGGAUGGUGUCAAGUUGAGCCUCCCCAACUCUCUAGCAGGAGCAGCUGCACUAGUGGACCCCCCAUAUGCAGUCAACGAGGACCCCCCACAAUCAGAAGAGGAAUCUGAGGAAAUAAAAAUAGACUCUCAGGAAAUAGACGACUCCCUUAGAGAGGAGACCCCGUUGGAUUUUGAACAGCCGGUCAAGGCAGUGGACCCACCAGCUGUGAUUGAGGAUGGCGAGGGGAGAACGACCAACGAAACUGUCACUACUGUCAGUGUGAUUGCUCAGAACGUCACUGCUAACACCACCACUGAGGCAGACUACUAUGAAGAGGAUGAGAAAUCAGAUGUGGGAGAGGAUGGAGAACGAAUGAGUCCAGAGGAGGUUGCCGAGGCGAUACGCAGCGGAACUAUGUGUAAGAGUGUGUGUCCUCCCUUCCGGUGGAGCAAGUGGAGCCCGUGCUCCAAGGCUUGUGGGCGUGGUCGGAGAUAUCGGAAGGCCAUCUAUGACUUUGUCUGCCCCAACACCCACUUCUGUCCCGGUACUCGUGUUGAGGAGAAUGUGUGUGAGGUGCCCUGCAAGUUUGACCCUGACAAGUACGGGGGGCCAGACGGUCUAGACCUAUACCCUGUGAACCCUCUCAACCCCAUUAUCUACCUGGACAAAUACGGCUGUGGCAACUGGCUCAUUGAGUACGAAAAGAUCCAUAAUGACAUAGUGGCUGGCCGUCGUAGUCCCAAGUUCCUCAUAUACUCGACGGGAAAGGGGGAUUACCCCACUGCAGGGGGAAUCUCAGGACGCCUCAAGGGCAUCACAACAGUCUUCUUCAUGGCAGUGCUGUUAGAGAGAGCGUUUUUGAUUGAAUGGGAGGACCCACCUGGAUUCACGGAGUAUAUCCAACCAAAGAGUUUUGAUUGGUCGAACUUGUCUCCGAUUGGUGGUCGAAAACACGGACCCAUUCGUGACAUAGCCAGCUGGAAGGCGGCUAAAGACGACGGCCACUCUUCCCAGUGGUACAUGAAUACUAAUUUCACCCGCUACCUCAAAUAUCCAGUUGAGAGGCUGCAAGGAGCUCGUUAUGACUUCACCUACGCUCUACUAAGGAACCCGGAACUUAUGCCGAAAGCAUACGAAUACGGAAUUGAUCGAAUCAAAUGUCGACUUUGCUGUGCUUGGGAUAUGCUGUUCAAAAUGAGCCCCAAGUUUGAGGAAGAAAUGAACAUACUGCUCAAAAGUGUUGGUCACCCUCAUAAGCCGAUUCUGGCCCUUCAAGUCAGAGCUAAAUCAGACAAUAUAGAGAAAGCUGUGAAUGUUGCCGAACACAAUAUAAACUGUGGACAGAAAGCUGCAAAGGAUCUCAAACUGACACCAGUCUACAUACCCAUAUUCAACAAUCGACUGGUAGUGCAUAUAGUGGCAAAGAAGUACAAGCGACUGAUGAAGACACCCAUUGAAAUCGAGACAGCCACACGAACAGUGCACACUCACCUUGGCAAUCUGCCCUCGGAUACAGAAUUAGAAGUGGCCAAAGGUGUUCAGGAACGGACAUUUAAAGAGUUUAUUUUAAUGCUCAACUCGACGGUGCUUAUUCGAACCAAAGGCUACCUGGGCUCAAUGGGAAAUGUGGCCGACGCUAUUAGGAGACAUUACGCAAUGCAAGACAAGAAGAAACAUGUGUACACGUACACUGCAGGAGGUACAACAUGCUCCGCCCUAGAGGACGGAACAAAGAUAGAAUAGAACACUAAUAGAGCACAUUUUUAAGCUGUUAUCAUUUUUACACUUCAAAAUUAAAAUUGGUUUGUUUCACAAGUUUAUUAUAAUUAUAAUUAUGAUAUAAUUGUACGUAUGCUAUUAAUUGGUGAUACUAAGUCAAUUGGCACCAUUCGUAUAAUUGAAUCUC
This is a messenger RNA of Halichondria panicea, 2232 nucleotides long. RefSeq lists its product as uncharacterized. Bases 132 to 2069 code for a protein of 645 amino acids. The record is from RefSeq and is a predicted model, not a curated record. Lineage: Eukaryota; Metazoa; Porifera; Demospongiae; Suberitida; Halichondriidae. The transcript has 7 exons.